AUGAAGGGACCUCUUAAAGUUACCGUUGUUGAAGCCAAAGACUUGAAAGAUGAGGACAUUGUAGGAAAAAGUGAUCCUUAUAUUGAACUCUGGCUUGACAAAAAUUAUAAACAAAAGACUACAACCAAGAACAACACUGUGAACCCAACAUAUAACGAAACUUUCACCUUCAAUUGCGACGGGCACAAACACCUUCAUGUCAGAGUAGUGGAUAAGGACCUAGUUUCAGAUGAUGAGAUUGGCGUAGGUAAAGUCAGUCUUAGCAGCAUCCAUAAUGGUUAUGCUGAUGAAUGGGUUAAUCUGCCUGCUAUGCUUGGUUUGAUGAGCAAAGGAAAAGUUCAUUUGGUAUUGGAAACCGCUGCAUAA
Molecule: messenger RNA, 366 nt
Organism: Racocetra persica
Lineage: Eukaryota; Fungi; Glomeromycota; Glomeromycetes; Diversisporales; Gigasporaceae
Source: the annotation of a GenBank genome assembly